AGCGCAAGCUGGUGCAGAGCCUCCUCCUCUUUCUACCCAUGGCCGAGCAGACGCGCGGAUAGCAUAUACUGCAUAAGGUGCAAUCACAGCGGUGUCAAGGUUGGCUUGACGAGUGCACUCGGCCGGAGUUUGCUUGUAACCCAUCCUUGACAUCGGUCAGUAUCGUGAAUAUGACGACCCCUCACGGCGACCGGAUCCUCUCGGCCUGAGCAAGAGUAUAAUAACAGGUAAUGUUCCUCGACUAACCCCAUCGUCCCCAUUCUACAGCGUUCAACACCUAUCCACAUACACUCUACCUACCUCCGAUUCUUCUCAAGCCAUCGUCAAAUUCACCAAACAUCCCGCAUUUCUGUCACCGCUUUAUUCAGAUGCAUCCCUACCAUUGGUAUCACCGUGGUCCUUCCCGUCUCUUGUGGUUCAUCAUUGGUGCUGGUACAGCCAGUUGGUGGAUUAAAUCCAAAGAUGCCCAUAACUUCAAAGUGAGGCAUUGCUCACGGCACCAGAUUCCACCAGAGUCCUACCAGGCUCCUGCUCCUGUUCCGCCGCCUUCCCCUGCAGACUCUGCUACUCCUCAGCCGUCUGCUAGUGUUCCUGCUCCAGGCGGAUACCAAGCUCAAACCCAAGCGCCUCCGAGGCAGCAACAAAACGCUCCAUCGGACUGGGGUUGGGGAUGGAACUCGUCUUGGUCACCGAUACCCCCUUCAUCGCCAUCAUCGCCGCCGCCGCCGCCGCCUUUUGAGAGAUGGGAUGAGGAGAAAGUGCGAAUGCAGGAGCUAGGCCGACAAGCUAAUGAGAAGUUUACCGAAAUAUCUGAAGCAACGCUUGAUACUGUCCUCUCGACAGUCGAAACCCUGAAAGCCAAACUGGCCGAACAUCGUGCUCAGCGUGAGCAACAGGCGAGGGAACUUCAGGCUAUGCGCGAAGAGCAGAUGAGGCAAUACGAGGAGUGGAAGAAGUCUCAGCCGCCGCGACACAUUGUCUAAGCCUCCUACUCUCUGAAUCCCACUUCAGCCUUUACCAUCUCGCUUUCAUGCGUACCUUUACCUCCACUCUGUAUUGACUCUCGGAUCGUUGUACUUGUUCCCCUCCUCUCCUUUCGUCUUGUUUUUCCCCUUCUCAUUUUUUAUUGGGCGUUCCUUCCCUCCAUUCUUAUUCCUAUCCAUAAUUUGUACUUACCGGAUGUAUCAUCCCUACUCAUAGCUCGCCUCCGAUCCGCAUCAGUCUUUGUGUGUUUGCACUACAGUCUACAGACAUUGUUGUUGGCCACCCUAAUCAAGGAAUACGAAAUACAGAACAUCUGAUAUCAU
Molecule: messenger RNA, 1307 nt
Organism: Somion occarium
Lineage: Eukaryota; Fungi; Basidiomycota; Agaricomycetes; Polyporales; Cerrenaceae
Source: the annotation of a GenBank genome assembly